GUCCCAAAAGCGAUGUGGGAGAAGGCGCGGAUGCCCUGUGACGUCAUCCUCCUGGAGGGCUGGAUGUUAGGCUUCAAGCCGCUGGUGAACCCCGAGGCGGCCGCCGACAUCCAUCCUGGCCUCCGACUGGUCAACGAAAAGCUGAAGGGCUACCAGGCUUGGGACGACCUCGUCGAUUCCUUCUGCGUCCUUGCAGUGGAAGACAUUGAUCAGGUCUAUGUCUGGCGUCAGCAGGCGGAGGCCGCAAUGAAGAAGACUCAAGGAUCUGGCAUGGAUGCGGACGAGGUCAG
Symbiodinium pilosum is the source of this 290-nucleotide messenger RNA. The record is from the annotation of a GenBank genome assembly. Lineage: Eukaryota; Dinophyceae; Suessiales; Symbiodiniaceae.